Podarcis lilfordi (Lilford's wall lizard) is the source of this 20617-nucleotide messenger RNA. The record is from the annotation of a GenBank genome assembly. Lineage: Eukaryota; Metazoa; Chordata; Lepidosauria; Squamata; Lacertidae.
GAUCUUGCAAAGGGUUCAGCCCCGAGGGGGCGGGAGAUUUAUUUAAUUUAUUUAUUUCGAGGGGACGGACAACACAGGAUCCUCCUCCUCCUCCUCCUCGACUUCCCUGCACCCCACAUUGACGCUCCUACCGGCUCAGGGGGAGGGAAGGGCCGGCCGCUGCAGAAGGCGGCCCACCGCCCGCCCCUUCCAUCACUCUCUCACUAUCUCUCCCGCCCGACGACGACGGCGGCGGCAGCUCCACCUCCUCUUUCGCCGCCGCCGCCGCCGUCCGGCCUGCUGUUGAUAAACACGGCGUUCGAGGCGGGCGUCCUGUUGGCGAGCGCCUCUUCUGUCUCCGGAGCAGAUCCCCGGAGCGCCUGGGCGGCCGGCAGCCGGGGAAGGGCUCGCGGGGAGCCGGGGAAGGGAUGUGGCAGACGCUGGCCCUCGGAGCUCUCUUCUUCCCGGGGCUUUUCGCAGUCUCCGUCCGCAGCCUGCGCUGGCUGGCGCCGGCAUGGAGCCUCAAGGACCGGAUCGUCCUCAGCGGCAGGUACCGGCUGGCACCGAGGGGGGAGAGAGAGGGAGGGAGUCCGACGGGAAGCCAGAGGUGCGGGGAGGGGGGAGAGGUGGAGGAAAAGGGAAGGCAUUCCACCCGGAUCCUCUUAUGCAACCGGAUGGAGUUGAAUGAAAAGCCGGCGCAAAGUUCUUGCAGGCGCGGGAAGCCCGGGUUGGAUCCGGCGUAAGCCCGACUCAGAGUAGACCCGCCGGCCUCAACAAGCCUCACACUGCGGUCUAUUAACUUCCAUGUGUGUAGCCCUAGAAUUGGAUGCUACCCUCAGACGGCGCGAACUUUCAGAAACCUCUUCUCCAUCCAGGCUUGGCAAAGCCGGCUGCUUACGAGCCGCACAGGGUUCCUCGGCGGGCGGGCUUUGGGAAAAGGCAAACGGGGCCAGUUCGACCCCUUAAAAAUACAGAAGGAUCCCAGAUAGCGGGUUCGGGGGAAAUUGGAAGGCCCCCCGAUGUUGUUGGACUCCCUAACCAUUGGCCCUGGAGUUGCAAUCCAACAGCAUCUGAAGAGCACCAGGUUCCUCAGUCCGGAUCGGUUGCAAAUGCAAUUGCUCUAGUUUUGCUUUUUUGCCUCUUCAGUUUAGGGGAUCCAGAGGGGCUUGCGGGGGGGGGGGAGGGAAGAGGACCCCUUAAGGCCCAUGGGAGGAAGGGGAGUCUCUCCCUGCCUCCCUAAGAACAGCAACACUGGUUUAAGGGUAGGGCAAAGGCUUUCAACAGGAGUUUAAGGGCAGGGCAGCGAUAAGGCAGGGACAUUCCUGUCCAGAUGAAAGAGAAGAUUGCGAGGCAGGCAAGAGUCUAUCUAUCCUUAGGGAGCCGUAGGGAAUGGCUCCUGUUGCUUAGCAACAGAGCAUCUGCUUUGCAUGCGGAAGGUCUCAAGUUCAACCCCCAGGGCUGCCUGAAACUCUGGAGAGCUGCUGCCAGUCAGUGCAGUAAAUACUGAGCUUGCAUGCAGAAGAAUGCAGGUUCAAUCACCAAUAGCAUCUCCUGCCAGGGCUGGGAAAGGCUCCCUCUCUGAAAUCCCAGGGAGCUGCUGCAGGUCAGUGCAUGCAGUAGGGCCCCCUGAAUCUCUAUAGAGAGGGGCUGCCGGUCAGUGCAGGCAAUACUGAGUCAAAUUUACGGGUGGUUUUGCUCUGUAGAAGGCUGCAUAUGUUGAGCGAGUGAAUCUCUUCAUGGUACUUUUUUCAUAUAUAUAUAUAUAUAUAUAUAUAUAUAUAUAAAAUUCAUAUAAUGAUAUAAUUGCAAUUUAGGAACCAGAGGGGGAGGAUCCGUGUUUAUACGAAUUCAGUCAUUGGAGUCAUGGGAAAGAUGGCAGGAAGUUUUAGCUAUGGAUUGCACAGUGUGUUAUGUGGGGGAAGUUGGGAACAGCUCUGUCUGGUGCAAAGUUGGGAUGGAAAUGUCAUCAAGGAACAGGACAAGAGAAGCAAGAUCGUUCCGAAGCCAGAUCCCCAAAGAAAGGCUUAUGUUUAUUAGUAGGACAGACAUUUCGUGGAGUUGGGACCCCCAAUGGCCAUCUAGUCCAACCCCCUGCAAUGCAGGAAUUUCAACUAAAGCAUCUGUGGCAGAUGGUCUCUGCUUAGGGAGUCCAUUCCACUGUCAAACAGCUCCUGCUGUCAGAAAAUUCUUCCUAAUGUUUAGUCGGAAUCUCCUUUCUUGAAACGUGAAGCCACUGAUUUGAGUCCCACCUUCUACAACAGGAGAAAACAGGCUUGUUCCAUCUGACAGCCCUUGAGAUAUUUGAAGAUGGCUAUCAUCUCUCCUCUCGGUCUCCUCUUUUCCAGGCUAAACAGACCCACCUCAUCAGGCUUGGUUUCCACACCCCAUGAUAAUCUUUGUCUCCCUCCUCUGCACACAUUCCGGCUUGUCAAUAUCCUUCUUAAAUUGGGGCACGCAGAACUGGGCACAGUCUUCCAGGUGUAGUCUGACCAAGGCAGAAUAGAGCAGUACUAUUCUUUCCCUUCCGGGUGGCGCUGUAGGUUAAACCACAGAGCCUAGGACUUGCCGAUCAGAAGGUCUGAUCGGCGGUUCGAAUCCCCGCGACGGGGUGAGCUCCUGUUGCUCGGUCCCUGCUCCUGCCAACCUAGCAAUUCGAAAGCACAUCAAUGUGCAAGUAGAUAAAUAGGUACCGCUCCUGUGAGAAGGUAAACGGCAUUUCCGUGCGCUGCUCUGGUUCGCCAGAAGCGGCUUAGUCAUGCUGGCCACAUGACCCGGAAGCUGUACGCUGGCUCCCUCGGCCAAUAAAGCGAGAUGAGCGCCGCAACCCCAGAGUCGGCCACGACUGGACCUAAUGGUCAGGGGUCCCUUUACCUUUAUUCCUUCCCUUCAUCUGGACACUAGACUUUUGUUGAUGCAGCCUAGAAUAGCAUUUGCUUUUUUUGCUGCAGCAUCACACAGUGGACUCAUGACCAGCUUGUGGUUCACUAAGACCCCUAGAUCCUUCUCACAUGUCCUACUGGCAAGCCACCUUAUAUUUGUGCAGCUGCUUCUUCCUGCCUAAGUGUCCCUUAUUGAAAUCCAUGUUAGUUUCUGCCCAGUUCUCCUGUCCGCUGUGGUAAUCUGGAUUCCCAAUUCUGCCUUCUGCAGCAUUUGCUACCCUUCCCAGCUUGGUGUCAUCUGCAAAUUGGAUUCCACUCUCUCUUCACCAAAAGGAGAGUCGCUUGCGAAAUUGGUUUGGGUGUUUAUUUUGCUGCAGAGGAGGCUACGAGUUCGCAGGAACAGUGCCAUGACCCUCACUAUUACACAAGAACACAGCCUUCCUCGCAGUCAGGCUGUUGGUUUCACCAUCCUCCGUAUUACUGACACUCGCUGCUGCUGGCUCUCCAGGAUUCCCUGGCAGGGAGCAUUACCCAACCCUGUCUGGAGAUGCCGGGGGUUGGAUCCAGGACCUUCUGGAUGCCAAGCAGAUGCACUGCCACUGUGGACAAGUUACAGGGAACCAGGCAGAGGGCCUUCUCGGUGGUGGCACCCGCCCUGUGGAACGCCCUCCCACCAGAUGUCAAAGAGAACAACAACUACCAGACUUUUAGAAGACAUCUGAAGGCAGCCCUGUUUAGGGAAGCUUUUAAUGUUUGAUGCAUUGCUGUAUUUUAAUAUUUUGCUGGAAGCCGCCCAGAGUGGCUGGGGAAGCCCAGCCAGAUGGGCGGAGUAUAAAUAUAUUAUUAUUAUUAUUAUUAUUAUUAUUAUUAUUAUUAUUGACACGGUGCUAAGGCGAAGUCUCUGCCCCAAUGCGCCAACCUCCCCUCGGGUUGUGGACGCUCCUUCCUUGGAGGUUUUUAAGCAGAGGUUGGAUGGCCGCCAUAACAACAACAACAACUAUUAUUAUUAUUAUUAUUAUUAUUAUUAUUAUUAUUAUUUAUACCCUGCCCAUCUGGCUGGGUUUCCCCAGCCACUCUGGGCAGCUUCCAACAAAAUAUUAAAAAUACAACAAAACAUCAAACAUUUAAAACUUCCCUAAAAUUUCUGUCAUAGAUGCUUUAGCUGAGAUUCCUGCAUUGCAGGGGGUUAGAAUGAGUGAUUUGAUUCUAUCUAGGUCAGUAUUGUCCAUGCUAGGUGUGGGGUGCCCUCCAGGCUCCUCUGCCUGGCUCUGGGAAGUCUACCUAGGCCACACACCCUAUUUUUUACCUGGCUAUCAAGUGUCUUUGACCACGCCUAACGCUUGGAGAGAGAGCGGAGGUGUGUGUAAUAUUUAUAUGCAUUGCUCCGCCCACUUUUGCUUCUGGCCCCUCCCACCAGCUGAACAUGGCCCCCGGAAGCUUGCUCAGAAGGGAAUGUGGCCCUCGAGGCUGUAAAGCCUUCCCCACCCCUGGACACAAGCUAUUGUCCUGCCUGAAUCGGCCCUCUUGGAUCAAUGGAGGCCACUCAGUGCAAUUCAAGGUGGCGGGAUUUGAACGCAGGCCUCGCAUGCUUGACCCCAACACACUAAGCACUGCGUCACACUAGCCUGUGACUGGGGUGUGGAAUGGUUACCCCCCACACACACACUGGAGGAAUUCAGAUUUAGAGGCGGCCGCAACUGACCGGUCAGUCCUGAUGGCUGUCGCCUCACUUAGAAAUGCGUCGUUCCUCAUCUCUGAAAAGAAAACCCUUUGAAGAUUCAGCUCAGGACUGGUCUGGGAGGGGAGAAUUCCUGUGUAUUCAUCACAAACCUCCCACCCAACUGCUGAAAGCAGAGCUUCCCAAACCGAAUCGUAGGCUGCAUGCUUGAGAUGCACGGUGCUCUUUAAACAUCAAAAGACUUUCGACAUUGAACUCCAGGGCACACUCGAUUCCUACAUCCAUUUAACAGACUGUGUCAAGUUCAUAGGCGGCUCUCCCCAAAAGGAACACACCAACCUCUCUAUAUUGUCCCAGGAUGCUAAUUUGGGAGUGCUUCUGGAUUGGGAGACGGGAAUCCUGGAGCAGGGAUUCGUGCAGGGGUGCAACGGGCAGCCUCAUCCUAGGGGAGGCAAUUCCCUGACAUUUGGAGUGAGAAAGAACCAGUCACAGCAGGUUCAGAGGUGUGGCCGAACUUGCAGAGGAGAAGAACAGGGACUCAGCGUUUUGUUUUAAAGCAGAUUUCCCAACUGCACAAAUGCCCCAUCACACACCCAAUGAUAAUUUUCAAAACAGUCAUUACAGACAAAAGCAUACUUUGCUCCUUGCUUACAUCCUGUAUCAGUGGCAGCUUCUCCUUACGGAUCAGGGUUUUUUUGUGUCUGACUGCACACACAAAAAUAAAUCCCAGGGUAUCACCCAGAGAUGCGCCAGGCAGCCUCCUAUGCAAAAUCGCAGUUUGGCCCUGUGGGAGCCUUAAAUGACAAUUUGUUUCUGAUCUGGGAAUGCACUUCUUGAUUUUGAGCGAGGGGAGUCUGGAGCAGCAAUAAUAAGAAUAAUAAUAAUAAAUUUUAUUUAUAUCCCGCCCUCCCCAGCCGAAGCCGGGCUCAGGGCGGCUAACAACAAUAAAACAGUACAAAAGUACAGCACAAACAACACUCUAAAAUCAUUCAUUAUAAAAUUAAUUAAUUCAAGCCACUGGCAACCAUUGGGCCAGAGCUCCGCGAAGAUUGCCGAGGGAGGGAGUCAGGCUGUGCCCUGGCCAAAGGCCUGGUGGAACAGCUCUGUCUUGCAGGCCCUGCAGAAAGAUGUCAAGUCCCGCAGGGCCCUGGUCUCUUGUGACAGAGUGUUCCACCAGAUCGGAGCCACAGCCAAAAAAGCCCUAGCUCUAGUUGAGGCCAGCCUAACUUCUCUGUGGCCUGGGACCUUCAAGAUGUUUUUAUUUGAAGACCGUAAGUUUCUCUGUGGGGCAUACCAGGAGAGGCGGUCCCGUAGGUACGAGGGUCCUAGGCCGUAUAGGGCUUUAAAGGUUAAAACCAGCACCUUAAACCUGAUCCUGUACUCCACCGGGAGCCAGUGCAGCUGGUAUAGCACCGGGUGAAUGUGAUCUCGCAGCGAAGACCCCGUAAGGAGUCUCGCUGCAGCAUUCUGCACCCGCUGGAGUUUCUGGGUCAGUCUCAGGAUCUGCAACCCCUGCAGAGUUGCAGCAGGGAACCUCCUCAGAAGACCCAGGUGGUUCCCUUGUGUUUCUACAUCAAGAGCAGGUUGACCAAUCCAUUCACACCAGACACAGAGAGGUUUGGUUGAGUUACCUGCAUCCUGGCAAGAAGUUGAAUUACGACGACAUGUUUCUCUCUCUCUCUUGCAUAACAACAUGAGAACAGGAUGGAUCGGUGUGGGGAAAGUAUGUAGAGAAAAGCUUUCCUUGCCUCUCGUAACAGUUGAACCCGUGGCCAGCCAAUGGAGCUGAAGGUUGGGAGAUUCAGGGCAGAUAAAAGAAAGCCAUGGUGGCAAUUUUCUCCCUCCACAGCCAGGCGCAGUCUACCUCUGAAUACCAGUUGCUGGGAAUUGCAAACUGAUUGCCAUGGUUCUCAAAUCCUGCUUGGAGGCUUUGCUUGGGGACAUCGUGUUGGCCACUGUCAGAACAGGAUACUUGGCAGCCCGCCUCCCUUUGACUUCUUCUCCCGCCCCCCAAUUUUUUAAAUUCAUUUUAUAACACAACUAAGACAGCAUCUUAAAAAGCAGAGACAUCACCUUGCCAACAAAGGUCCGUAUAGUUAAAGCCAUGGUUUUCCCAGUAGUGAUGUACGGAAGUGAGAGCUGGACCAUAAAGAAGGCUGAUCGCCGAAGAAUUGAUGCUUUUGAAUUAUGGUGCUGGAGGAGACUCUUGAGAGUCCCAUGGACUGCAAGAAGAUCAAACCUCUCCAUUCUGAAGGAAAUCAGCCCUGAGUGCUCACUGGAAGGACAGAUCCUGAAGCUGAGGCUCCAAGACUUUGGCCACCUCAUGAGAAGAGAAGACUCCCUGGAAAAGACCCUGAUGUUGGGAAAGAUGGAGGGCACAAGGAGAAGGCGACGACAGAGGACGAGAUGGUGGGACAGUGUUCUCGAAGCUACGAACAUGAGUUUGACCAAACUGCGGGAGGCAGUGGAAGACAGGAGUGCCUGGCGUGCUCUGGUCCAGGGGGUCACAAAGAGUCAGACACAACUAAACGACUAAACAACAACAACAACACAACAACUAAACAACACAAACAGGAAAACAAACAAUACAAACAAAUUCUUGUCUUAUCCUUAUUUUUUCUAAACAUUGUUAGGUGAGCUUCCCCAAGUCCCCGCUAUCUGAUUUUCAUUUUACCUCAUCUUUAGCAGUUUACAUAUAUCAUAAUUGCUAGCCAUUUUUUUAUCACGCUUACUUUUACCAUAAAAAUCUUCACAUUUUAUCACUUACAAAUAAUACUAUUUUAAAAUACACUGUCUUCUACUUCUAACCCUACAGCCUAUAUCCACUUCCAGAGCUAUUCUAAGAUUUAAAUAGUAACCUAUUUUUUCAAAUAUUCUUUAAACUUCUUCCGGUCUUCUUCCACCAUCUCUUCUCUCUGGUCUCGGAGUCUCCCGGUCAGUUCGGCAAGUUCCAUCAUCUUCAUCUGCCAUUCUUCGAUAGUUGGUACACCUUGUUUCUUCCAAUUCUUCGCUAGUAAUAUUCUCACAGCUGUUGUGGCAUACAGAAAAAAAGUAACAUCCUUUUUGGGAGAUUUCACCCACCACUAUACCAAGUCAAAAGGCUUCUGAUUUCAACACUUUUUUCAGUUCAUUAUAAACCCUUUCCCAGAAGUCUUUUACCUUGGGGCACGUCCACCACAUGUGGUAAAAGGUUCCUUCUUUUUCCUUACAUUUCCAGCAUUUAUUAUCAUGAGUAUGAGACAUAUUUGCUCCUUUUGCCUUCUUCUGGUGGGGAGAAUGCCCCCCCCUCUUGCCCCAAAGAAUCACCCUCCACUCCCUUGGAGAAUAGACAAUUCAUGAUUUUCACCCUUUCUGCACAUUUCUUGCCCCCCGCUAAUUCGCACCCAACACUUCCCUUUUUUAACAUUUCAACGUCCAGGAAAUCCUUGGAGGUAUUGGGGGAAGACAGACGCCCCGUGGCCCACUAGUAAAAGCCCCCCACCAUUCUUUCCCCCCCCAAAUAAAUUUUUAUUGUUUUCAACAUGUACUUCUUUUUCCAACAAUCCUUACUGUCACAUUAUAAUCCCUUUGACUCUGCCGAGUCCUGACUUCCCUCCCUCCCGACCGGUGGUAUAUACAUCACAUACUUUUUGCGUCUAUUAUUGUCAUAACUCUACUGUUUUACAUUGGAGCUGUUAUUCCAGUCCGGCUAGUGUCUUAAUAUUUUUGUUGUUCUCCUUAUAUAGUCAACAAAUUUAUUCCAAUUGUUACUGUAUCUCUGGUCCUCUUGGUCCCGGAUCCUUCCUGUCAAUUUGGCAAGUUCCGCAAAAUCUAUCAUCUUCACCUGCCGCUCCUGGAUGGAUGGUAAAUCUUGUGUUUUCCAUCUUUGGGCCAGUAAAGUUCUUGGGGCGGCUGUGGCACACAUGAACAUUCAAAAUAGUUGGCUAUUGUAGCUCUUCUUCUCUCGGCUCACGAGUCGCCCAGCAGGACCCAGACGCAAACUGAUGACUCAACGGAAGGCCAAACUCAACCAACGACACGACCCUGCCGGAGAACCAAUGUAUAAAUACGAGAAAGGGAAACCACUGUUUAUUGAAUCAAGGGUAUUUACUUUGUCUCUCGGGACGUGGUGACCGUGCCAAUUUCAGUUUGAACCUCUUUGUGGCAAGACUGAGCCUUUUCCCCGCCCCACCCCAAAGUUCAAACGAUAAGCUGCCAGUCAGGAAGUCGCAGAAUCCUGGAAUUGUAGAAAUGGGUCACAAAAAAAUCUCUGUGUCCACUUUCUUCACCCUCAUUUUAGGCACCCCCUAAGUUCUAGGAUCCUGCAGGUCUAGCUCCGGGGAACCUCUAAGCCAGCCUUCCAGACGCUGUUAGACUCCAAUUCCCAUCAGCCCCUGCUGGCCAAGUCCAUGGUCAGGAGAAUGAUGGGAGUUCAGCUACAGUGUACAGUGGUACCUUGGGUUAAGUACUUAAUUCGUUCCGGAGGUCGUUCUUAACCUGAAACUGUUCUUAACCUGAAGCACCACUUUAGCUAAUGGGGCCUCCUGCUGCAGCCGCACAAUUUCUGUUCUCAUCCUGAAGCAAAGUUCUUAACCUGAAGCACUAUUUCUGGGUUAGCGGAGUCUGUAACCUGAAGCGUAUGUAACCUGAAGCAUAUGUAACCCGAGGCAGCACUGUACUGAUAGUCUGCUUUAGAGUAUGAGACAAGUCAAGGAAUCACUGACAGAGUGCCCCACACAAAUACAUUUUACAGUGUACCUCAGGUCAAGAACUUAAUUCCUUCUGAAAGUCCGUUCUUAACCUGAAACUGUUCUUAACCUGAGGUACCACUUUAGCUAAUGGGGCCUCCCGUUGCUGCUGCACGAUUUCUGUUCUCAUCCUGAAGCAAAGUUCUUAACCCGAGGUACUAUUUCUGGGUGAGCGGAGUCUGUAACCUGAAGUGUCUGUAACCCCAGGUACCACUGUACAAACAUUUCCCUUGUUGACCGUUGUUUUCUCCCUAGGCUGGUGUCGUCUGUCCAGGCCAUGAUGGCCACUCUUUCCGGGAUCAUUGUCAUCUUCAGCUGCGAGGACGUCGUGCACGACAGGUAAUUAAAGAGAGGUCUGUAAACUGAAGCCAGGUGUGCAGAUUUUCAUCUGCCCUUAUCUGAGGACUUUCACCUGCCAGAGAUAAGGAUGCCUGGACUGCAGGCCUCUUCCUCCUCAACAAAUCGCAGAGAGGCAUGCUUCCGAAUAAAGGUGCUGCUGGGUUUGACGUAUUUCGCUGAAUCAUACAAUGGAUGGGAUCCCAGAGAUCAUCUAGUCCAACCCCCAUCCAGAUUGGAAUUAGGGUGUGUUUGUGAUGGGGAGAGGGCCCUAGUUUAGUGGCAGAGAGAAUUUGCUCUGCAUGCAGAAGGACCCGGGUUCAACCUCCAUUGCCAGGUAGGACAGGUUGAGACUGCCUGCCUGAAAUUCUGAACAGCUGCUGCCAGCCAGUGCAGACAACACUAAGUCCGAUGGACCUCGUGGUCUGACUCUACAAAGGCAGCUUCCUUUGCUGCUGAGACCCGGAUCCAGACCUGGAGUGCAGGUUCUCUGACUCAGAUGCCCCUGAGUUGCAGGAAGUGCUUGGAGGCUGGCACUGCUCCUCAUAGGAAGCUGUCCAUCUAGAUCAAUACUGCCUACUCUGGCUGGUAGCAGCUCUCCGGGGUUUCAGGCAGGGGUUCAGUGUAGAUAACUGCCCUGGACUGGCUGGAAGCAGAGGAAUGAUGGGAGGAACCAGCUAUGGGAACCACUAAGGCAGGCAUCCCCCAACUCUGCCCUCCAGAUGUUUUGGGACUACAACUGCCACCAUCCCUAGCUAACAGGACCAGUGGUCAGGGAUGAUGGGAAUUGUAGUCCCAAAGCAUCUGGAGGGCCGAGUUUGGGGAUGCCUGCACUAAGGGAAGAAGGCUCAGAGCCUGGAGGUUGGUGGUGUGACAAUGAUGAGUGAUCAGAGGGAGAAGACUAGGAAGAGGAAGGGCUGGAAGCUGAAGAGGUAAUAGACCUUAGUAAGUUGAUAGAGUCUGUGGUAGAGAGUAGUGCAGAAACAGAGGCAGAAGCUAAAGCAGGGGAGUGGGAUGCAGGAGGCUAAGAGACAGAGAUGGCUGGUGAAGAGUCAUGGGUGUCUCGCCCUCUUUCUGCGACAAGCUCCCCCCCACACUUAGUUCCUAGAACCAGAAGAGGCAUGAAAAGGGCACAGGAGAGAUUGGGCAUGCACAGGCACAGUCUCUGAAGAAUAUUAUUAUUAUUAUUAUUAUUAUUACCCCACUCAUCUGGCUGGGUUUCCCCAGCCACUCUGGGUGGCUCUCAACAAAAGAUUAAAAACACGAUCAAACAUUAAAAACUUCCCUAAACAGGGCUGCCUUCAGAUGUCUUCUAAAAGUCAGAUUGUUGAUCUAUUUCUUUGACAUCUGAUGGGAGGGCGUUCCACAGGGUGGGUGCCACCACCGAGAAGGCCCUCUGCCUGGUUCCCUGUAACCUCACUUCUCGCAAGGAGGGAACCGCCAGAAGGCCCUUGGCGCUGGACCUCAGUGUCCAGGCUGGACAAUGGGGGUGGAGAUGUUCCUUCAGGUCUACUGGGCUGUUUAGGGCUUUCAAGGUCAGCACCAACACUUUGAAUUGUGCUUGGAAACAUACUGGGAGCCAAUGUAGGUCCGGUGUUAUAUGGUCUCCCAGUCACUACUCCCAGCCACUGAGUCACGAUUGCUAGGAAAAAACCCUGGAGAGGAAGGGACUUAGACGGCUGUGGGGAAGCGGGGACCCUCAAUCUGCAAUAAUAAUAAAUAAUAAUAAUUAUUAUUAUUAUUAUUAUUAUUAUUUAUUUAUACCCCGCCCAUCUGGCUGAGUUUCCCCAGCCACUCUGGGCGGCUCCCAAUUGAGUGUUAAAAACAAUACAGCAUUAAAUAUUAAAAACUUUCCUAAAUAACUUCAUGGUGGCAGGACCUACCAGAAAUGAGUUGCUGUGUUUAUUAAGCUUGACACUCUUGUGCAGAUUGUGGUUUUGCUAAUAAAGAGUUAACUCCAACUUGCUCAGUGUGAUUUAUAGCUGGCCCGCUCCAGACAACAACAGCCACAGCAUCUCACACAGCCGGUUGUCAGUGUUGAUGGGAGUUGGAGUCCAACAUGAGGGUCACAGAUCUGUGCCGCCUCUAAACCUUCACUCUGUUCUCCCCCACCCACACAAAUUAACAUAUCUCCACUGGCUCAUAUUGUCUCCAAACUUCCUUUCAUUAUCUCCUCCCUUCUUGGAAAUAUCUAUUGCAAACUUCUGGGAGCAGAGACCUGCACUCAGUUGCUCAACUUUAAAUUCCAUGCCACCGUGUGCACCAAUGGCACUCUGCCACUUUAAAAUAAAAAAUAAAAAUCACGAGGACUAGGAAUGCUUCUCUUUUGCUGGAGAGACUGCUGGAUAUGAAUUAUUUUCUAAAGGGGUUGCGUAUUGUGUUGGCUGAACUCAUCUUGAGCUGUGCAAAGCUCUGUCCCAGAAAAAUAAGGGGAAAUGUCACCACUUUUGCAACAGGCAAUUUUGACAAGGCAGGCAUUGCAUAAUUAACUGCAAGGGAAGCUUUGCAGAACGAAUUGCAUCAAGGCACCAAAACAAAAAAGUACCUCUCUCCACCCUUGAAGACCUGAAGCUGCAGAUUCCAACAUUUAAAAUAAAAAACAGCUUCGUGGAGGAAGAUGAGCCCUUUUAGUGGAAAUUAACCAGGAUACCACACAGUGCUUCCUUGUGUGGAGGCAGUCUGAAUGCAAGAACAAUGCCACCCCCACCCCCAAGACAGCACUUGCCUGCAGCCUUGCAAUCUUAGACACAACACAAGAGGGAAAAGGGAUGGGGAGGGAAGAGGGGUGAAAGCAGACUCGCGUACCAAUUCUUAAAUGCAGCGGUAGUUCUUACAGCCAGCUGGAAACAUUGGUGGGGCGGGGGGAACUUUUGCCAAAUGUUGAAUCUAAAAUUUGAACCCAUGGUAUCUGACUGAGUCCUACUCAGAGUAGACCCAAUGAGAACAAGGAACCCGGGUUUCAGUGGGUUUGCUGCACACAGGACUAGCGUUGCACAACCUGAAGUUUAAACCUAUUAUUAUUAUUAUUCUUGGGACGCAUGUUUCAAAUUCGAAACGAGGCAUGCGAAAUUAGGGAUUUCCAGGUCCUUGGCCCUCGGUCCGUGCUGCCCUCAAAUGCCCACCCUUAACCCACCCCUCUACGCUCUUCCUUCUCCUCCCCAAACAGGCACUGGAUUGCGCGUGAGUACAUGUGGGUUGUGGUCUCCUACAUGGCCUACGACAUCUACGUCAUGUACCUCUGCCACUGGCACAAGGGUGAGGAGAAAGGGGAGGCGCACCCGAAGUAUUCUCUGGCCAGCGUCAACAGCUUCCUGCAGAGAGAAAGGCUGAUGGUCACACACCACCUUUUCAUCCUCAUCGUCCUCACGCCAGUGGCUACGGUGAGAGCACUUGGGUUUUCUCAAGGAGUUUGGCGCGUUCUGGGUGUUAAUAAUAAUAAUAAUAAUAAUAAUAAUAAUAAUAAUAAAAUUAUACCCCGCCCAUCUGGCUGUGUUUCCCCAGCCACUCUGGGCGGCUUCCAACAAAACACUAAAAUACAAUAACCUAUUAAACAUUAAAAGCUUCCCUAAACAGGGCUGCCUUCAGAUGUCUUCUAAAAGUUUGGUGGUAGUUCUUCUCUUUGACAUCUGGUGGGAGGGCGUUCCACAGGGCGGGUGCCACCACCGAGAAGGCCCUCUGCUUGCUUCCCUGUAACCGCACUUCUCGCAGGGAGGGAACUGCCAGAAGGCCCUCAGCGCUGGACCUCAGUGUCCAGGCAGAACGAUGAGGGUGGAGACGCUUCUUCAGGUAUACUGGACCGAGGCCGUUUAGGGCUUUAAAGGUCAGCACCAACACUUAGAAUUGUGAUCGGAAACAUACCUGUGUGCGCUCUGCCAUGCUUGCUGGGAGAUGCCCACCCGCGCAGGCACAAGCGUGGAAACUUCCCGGAAAGUGUCUGUAAUCGCCAUGAUUAACUAGCAGCCUUGCAUCUAUGGUACAAAACUGAAAGCUUUGGGCCACCAUCUUGAUUCAAAAUGGCGACCAGUGGUAUCCAAAGGCAGCCGAAAGCCUGUUCCUUGAUCUUGGGCCCACUUGCAAAAUUUGGUUAAAAUCAGUGCCGUUUUGAAAGGUCCAGCCUGCCAUCUCGAUUCGCAAUGGUGCCCGAUUAUUUUUUAAAUUUCUAUACUUUUUGUAUUUUUAAGAAAAAUCUCAGAGCGGUUUAAAAAAAGUAAAGGAUACCUGACAGUUAAGUCCAGUCGCGAACGACUCUGAGGUUGCGGCGCUCAUCUCGCUUUACUGGCUGAGGGAGCCGAUGUUUGUCCACAGACAGUUUUUCUGGGUUAUGUGGCCAGCACAGCACAUUAAAUCAAGAAAACAUAAACAAAACAAUCUGAAGAAAGUCAAAUACAGUGGUACCUCUGGUUACGAACUGAAUCCGUUCCAGAGGUCUGUUCGUAACCAGAAACCGUUCUUAUCCUGAGGCGUGCUUUCGCUAAUGGCGCCUCCCACUGCACGCGCGGGCCUCUGGCACACGAUUCCCACUCGCAUCCCCGGGCAAAGUUCGCAACCAGGAACAGCUACUUCCGGGUUAGCGGAGCUCGUAAUCCAAAGCGCGCGUAACCAGAAGGGUUCAUAAACAGAGGUACCACUGUAUAGAGUAUACAGUGGUACCUCAGGUUAAGUACUUACCGUAUUUUUUGCUCUUUAAGACUCACUUUUUCCCUCCUAAAAAGGGGAAAUGUGUGUGUGUCUUAUGGAGCGAAUGCAGGCUGCACAGCUAUCACAGAAGCCAGAACAGCAAGAGGGAUUGCUGCUUUCGCUGCGCAGAGAUCCCUCUUGCUGUUCUGGCUUCUGAGAUUCAGAAUAUUUUUUUCUUGUUUUCUUCCUCCAAAGGCUAGGUGCGUCUUAUGGUCUGGUGCGUCUUAUAGAGCGAAAAAUACGGUGAUUAGUUCCGGAGGUCUGUAUUUAACCUGAAACUGUUCUUAACCUGAAGCACCACUUUAGCUAAUGGGGCCUCCUGCUGCUACCGGGCCGCCGGAGCAUGAUUUCUGUUCUCAUCCUGAAGCAAAGUUCUUAACCUGAAGCACUAUUUCUGGGUUAGCGGAGUCUGUAACCUGAAGCGUAUGUAACCUGAAGCAUAUGUAACCUGAGGUACCACUGUACAGUCAAAGCAACGUAACAGAAAACUAAAAUACUAUCUUAAAGAUUUCAAAAUAAAACAUUACAAAGAAGGUCAACUACAGAAUACAUAUUUAACAUAGUAGCGCUGGUGAGUGUGUGCCCUGCUCCCUAAGGCCAGGUGGAAAGGGCCUUGCAGGAUGCGGCCUUCACGCUUCACAGCCGGGCGAUGUUCCUCUGGCCUCAUGAGGAGCCUCUACUUGGAUUAUAUCCAAGCAUAGAAGGGCUCCUUGAUUCGGGAACCAUCGUGCAAAAUUCUGUUUGAAACAGCAUCCCAGGAAUAGCAAAAGCCUGUUCCUUGAUUUCAGGAACUGUGGUGCAAAAUAUGGCUGUGAUACCUUCAGAGCUGUCCAUGCAGGCCCCGGAAGGCUGCCCGGAAGGGAAUUUGACCCUCAGACUGAAAAGCAUUCCCUACUGCUCCUCACCAACGCCAGAAGGAGCUGUUUAGGGUUGCUGGGUUGCAAGCCGCUUGCACAGACACACAAAUCCCUGAAAUUCUCUCCCCUGCUUUCGUCCACAGCACUUCAGAGGUGAGCUGGGAGACUUCUUCGUUGGCUGUAUCUACACGGCUGAGCUGAGCACCCCCUUUGUAUCGUUGGGCAAGAUCCUGUUGCAGGUAAAACCACAACCCCAGGCUUUCUCAGACACUCGGGGUCCGAUACCCGUUUCUUUUACUCCCUGGUUAAAAGUAGAGAUGUGCUUUGCUCUGAGGCUCAGGGCAGUUGUGUUUCUGAUGGCAAAAGACAGACUUUCCUGCCACCGCAAUCACCUGCCUUCAUUUCUCCACAAGUCACUGGUUGGUUUUUUUUAAUGAAAAACAAAAGCAGUGCAAAGCAGUACAAUCGUGCAGAGAAGCAACAGGCACACCCCCGAGAGAGAUGCUAAAUGCACUGUACCAGUGACUUGGAAACGUGCUGCAAAUGCAGGACUUUGUUGUCCUACACAAAGGAGGAGGAUGUUGCUGGAAAUAUGGUGCGUGGUUUUAUAAUUUGUUGGAAGCCACCCAGAAUGGCUGGGGCGACCCCGUCUGAUGAGGAUUAUUAAUACAGUGGUACCUCAGCUUAAGAACUUAAUUUGUUCUGGAGGUCCGUUCUUAACCUGAAAAUGUUCUUAACCUGAGGUACCACUUUAGCCAAUGGGGCCUCCCACUGCCGCCGCCCGAUUUCUGUUCUCAUCCUGAAGCAAAGUUCUUAACCUAUUUCUGGGUUAGCGGAGUCUGUAACCUGAAGCGUCCGUAACCUAAAGCGUCUGUAACCCGAGGUACCACUGUAAUAAUUUCCACAGCUCUAGGGUUUUCUGGUUGUUGUUGUUGUUUAAAUACAGUGGUACCUCGGGUUAAGUACUUAAUUCGUUCCAGAGGUCUGUUCUUAACCUGAAGCACCACUUUAGCUAAUGGGGCUUCCUGCUGCCGCUGUGCGAUUUCUGUUCUCAUCCUGAAGCAGAGUUCUUAACCUGAGGUAAUAUUUCUGGGUUAGCGGAGUCUGUAACCUGAAGCGUCUGUAACCCGAGGUACCACUGUAAUAGUUUCCACAGCUCUAGGGUUUUCUGGUUGUUGUUGUCAUUUAGAUAGCUGUAUAGAACCGAUUUUACCUCCCGCUUUCUCUUCCCCAGCUGAAAAUGCAGGAUUCGGCCUUGCACAAAGUCAACGGUGUCCUCGUCCUGGUGACCUUCUUCCUGUGCCGCAUUGUCCUGUUCCCCUUCAUGUACUGGGCCUACGGUCGCCAGGCCGGCCUCCCCAUCUACAAAGUGCCUUUCCACAUCCCCCUCCACUGCAACGUGGCCAACGCUCUGCUCAUCGCCCCUCAGCUCUACUGGUUCGCCCUCAUCUGCCGCAAGGCCCUGCGGCUCUACAGAGCCCCGCUGGCCCCGGACCGAGCCCGAUAAUGGCGGCCUGAGACCUGCUCCCUGCGGCUGGGUCCUGCCCGCCCCGACUUUCUGCGCCAGCCUCUGGGGAGAGACCUCUCAGUCGGGACGCCGUGGGCUUUGCCCAGGAGUGACAGGCGACGCUACCUCUGCAGGUGGCCCCUGGGUGAAAUCCGGUUGCCAUACGGUGCCAGCAAGGCCGGGUGGUUUUGUGUUUUGUUCUGUUCUGAGGAGUCUACUGCCAGAAGAGCGCUGCUGGAUCUGGCCACACACCUCGCCCAGCACCCCGUUCUCACAUUCGCACCCGCCAAGGUGCUCAAAAUAGGCCGGGACUCCUGGAAGCUGCUUCCAGUUUGCAGGAUGGGGGCAGUGUGCCAGGAUCCGGCCCCCUGCCAGCGCUGGCCUCUCUUGGGACAAAAGGGUGGGCAGAGAGGGGGCACUGGGUAUGCCGUCUGUAGGUUUCUCGGUGGCUUCUGUGAAAUGGAGGGUUUAUUGCUUCCCAAGUCAUGCUCUGAAUAGGAGCAAGAAAACGAUUCCCCCCCCCCCCAAUUAUACUGCUGAAGUGAAGAAGGCCGGGGUGGGGGGAGAGAUAACCCAGAGUACAUUUUCCGCAGGGGGGGGACUGUGAACUGUUUCGCCCCAGGAUUCGAAUCGUGGGCUUGGGACCCAAGCGCCGGUUUGGGAAAAUCAAGCUGUCUUUCCAUCCACUCCCCAAGCUGUAAAAAUGGGGUGGAGGGUAUGGAUUCUAUGCUGGGGAAGAAAAUGGGGCAUUGGGCAGUCUGGUCAUCAUAUUCGGGGGGGAAUGACCAGGCAGCUGGAGGUCUCGGGGCCAAAUCAAAUGUGUUGGUAUUUCUUUGUCCUGCCUGUAAGAUGAGUAUUUUUGUCGAGACCCUGCAGGGGUCGGCCUAAAAUCUCCGCGCCAGCAACGCCAGCGUCACACAGGGGUAAAGCUUCCCCACGCAAUUCGCACCCGGCUCCCCGUUGACGGUGGCCCUCUGUUUGGAACACAAGAAGUCUGCCGCAGGUGGAGCUUGGGUCUAACCCAGGGGUGGUUCGGCUGGUAGAACAUGAGACUCUUAAUCUCAGAGUCGGGGAUUCAAGCUCUGCCCCACCUUGGGCAAAAAAAUCCUGCAUUGCAGGGGGUUCGACUAGAUGACCCUUGUUGUCCCUUCCAGCUCGACAAUUCUAUGAAAAGCCGUGGCCUGCCAGAUGGGGCUGGACUACAACUCCCAUCAUUCCCCUGGCCAUUGACCACGAUGGCUUCUGGGAGUUGAGAGUCCAGCAGCAUUUGGUUCCCCCAUCACUGGUGCAAUCCAUUUUCCUGCAGGGAUGUUUCCCCCCCCCACCAUCACUUCUUGUGCCCAUUUUCUUUCUGGUCAAGCUGGUCUUUUUUCUACCUCCUUGUUUAUGUCUGAUCUUUCCGGAACGCCUUUGCAAGUACCACAUUGGAGCAGCCUUCGGAUUGAUGCGGCUACAACUUCUCCUUAACAAACCGGCGUCUCCUCUGAGGUUGUGGUGCUCUCCAGAGGUUCCCAAACUUCAGAAGCGCCUUUCACUUCAUCAAAAGUGGCUUUUUACUGCCGACAGUCUUGGGACACCACAGCCAGCCUGCCUUGCCGCCAGCGAUAAGCCUUAACCCUCACAACUAUGCCUCAUCCCCUUUUAAAAACAACCAAUAUGGCCGCCCUCACGACAACUUAGGGGAGCGAACUCCGUAGCGGCGCUGGGCGACGUUCUUUACGCUCAGUUUUCCAGCUCUCAACUUCAUUAGAUGUCCCCAUUGGAUUCUAGUACAGUGGUACCUCAGGUUAAGUACUUAAUUCGUUCCGGAGGUCCGUUCUUAACCUGAAACUGUUCUUAACCUGAAGCACCACUUUAGCUAAUGGGGCCUCCCGUUGCCGGAACACAAUUUCUAUUCUUAUCCUGAAGCAAAGUUCUUAACCUUUCUGGGUUAAGCGGAGUGUAUAACCUGAAGCGUAUGUAACCCCAGGUACCACUGUACAGUGGUUUACCUCGGUUGUCGAACGUAAUCCAUUCCGGAAGACCGUUCGACUUCUGAAAUGUUUGACAACCGAGGCGCAACAUCAAUGGAGAAAAUUGGGGGGGGGGGGCUCACCGGAAGCCAUUCGACUUCCAAAAAGCAUUCGAAAACGGAAACAAUUCUGGGUUUUCGGCGAAAACCGCAAUGUUCGGCUUCCAGGAUGCUUGAAAACCGAGGUACCACUGUGUUUGGGAGGUUUUCUUCCUCAUAUCCACUGUUCUCCACACUGUGCAUUGUGGAGAAUAGAAGAUGGGGAGGUUAUCUUCUCCUCUACCUCAUAUAACCCUCCUUUUUUACUUCCUAAACUAAACCCUCACCCCCCAAAUGCUGUCACUUUUCCUCGCUGUGGAGUCACUCAGAAACCUCAAAUCUCUUCCCACAGUCCUUUUCAGGGAUGAUGGGAACUAUUGUCUGACGACAGCCCCCAUGUGGCCCACCCCUGCCAGAAGCUCUGACCAUGCCUAUAUGUCCCAGACUGUCCUUUAUUAAUAUUAUUUUCCUUGAGACCAAUAAGGUGCCUUGUGUACAACAGGACGGGGAACAGCCCUCAAAUGUCUCUGAAAUUGCACAAAUCCCAGGAGAUAUUUUCCUUUCCCCUCAGCCAACUCGCUGGUUUACAAUAUCUGCUCCAAUAUGCCUGAAUGUCAUUUUUAUUUGAAAGGAAGAUCAUAUGCCAGGGAUAUGAGAGAGGUUGAGGGAACAGCAAACUCCAUCCCUGUUCUACAAUAUUUAAAUACUGCCUUUUGACUUCCAAACGAUGCUACGAGACGUGGCUAGACGUGCCAAACAUCUUAAAAAUGCCUUUUGAAGUCGCCCGGUGGAAUUGGCAGCAGGGAGGCCGACAGACGCAUAUUUCCCUCCCUGGGAACCUUCGACGUUAUAUUGCAAAACCAGAAAGGAAUGUACUGUAAAUAAGUAUUCACUGUGUCCCUCAAAACCAGAGGAUUCUACGGGUUUUGGGUUCUCCAAAAGAUCACAGACAAGUGUCUAGGAGCUGCCCAAAACAUUAUAACCACUUGCAGCGUUUACACACUACUCUUUGGGGGACGGCGUCAAGCAACUCUUGAGGACAAGUCUCCUCUCACUGUGACACAACCCUGCCAAAAUGGGUGAGGAAGGACAAAAAGAGAGACUCCAUAUUAAAUGGUUUUAUGUCACUGGAUUCACUGUUUUCUCCUGCAAGACUACAGGCCUGGUAUAUAUAUAUAUAUAUAUAUAUAUUUGAAAGCAGACAAAUAAAAGAUAACCUGUUGAGAAAUUUGAAUUGUUGACUCUUGUUCAGGGCUUGAAAUAAUCCUGGCGCAUUUUGUGACCAAGUGAAGAUACCUGGGGGCCAGGAUGGUGCCUGAUGUCUCCACAACUUGGAGAUGCAUGCCUGGGGAUCACUGGAUCUUGACCAUGGGUAGGCAAACUAAGGCCUACUUUUUGAACCAUGAAACUCUGCUGGUUAAGGAUUUAGUAAAACACUAAAAUCAAGUGUAAUGGACAACUGAUUAAAAAGCUAAAAGCAGAACUAGGGAGGCGAAAGACAAGCCUUAAAGAUCUGGCCCAACUAAAAGAGUGCAAAUACAAGGAGCCCUUCAAAUUUAGUGGCCAGGUGCCACAGGUUGGCAUUUUCUUUUUGACCACUUUUUGUGGCAAUGCUUUGGUUCAGCGCUGCCUCAAUUUUUGCAAAGAAUGCCUGGACAACUCAUCUUGCAGAGGCUUUAGCCGUUAAAUGAUGUGGUGCAGAGGGGAAUAUUGGGUGCCUAACCAUUUUAGGAUAAUCAUUAUUUUGCUAUUACAGGAGAGACCACCAACAGGUGACUGCGUUCUGCGAGAAGGCUUUUCCUCCAAGCCCCAGAAAUAGUAGCUGACUCCGCAAAAACUCUCAGCAGGGUUUGCAGUGAGUUACAGAACAGAUAAAUUAAUGGGCCCAAGUCGAGCCACGUCCAUUAAUUUCAGCGGGUUAGCUCUG